UGCGCCCCGGACCCCGGUGGCCCGCGGGCCCUCGAGGCAGCCCGUUGCUAACGGCCGGGCGAUGGCGGCGGUGCCGGGCGGGCCCGCGUUCCCGGUGCGCUCGGUGGUGGCGUCGCCGCGGCCCGUGAAGGCGCGGGCGGCCCCGGACGGCCCGCGGCGGCGGCUGCAGCUGGGCCCGGGCGCGGGGCCCGACGAGCUGGAGGCGGUGCCCGAGGAGGACGAGGAUGCGGAAGGGGAGGUGGCCGGGGAGGCGGCCGGGGAGGCGCGGCCGCUGCCCGCCGUGUGCCUGUCCCCCAUGCAGGGCAUGUGGCGCGACGAGCAGGUGGCGCUCUACUGCGACGAGGUGCUGCAGGGCUGCAAGGCCAAAGACGCGGAUAAUGCCAUGAGCAAAUACCUCUCGGAGAAGCUGAAGUUUAAGGACAAGUGGCUCGGCGUGUGGAAGACGAAUCCCGAGUUAUUCUUCGCGAAGUACGAGGAGUCUUCCAUCCCGUUUGUCGGCAUACUGCUGGAGGUGACCUGCAAACCGCGCCACAGCUCGUCCUGCUGCUUCAACGUCACCGUUUCCGUGGCCAAGCCCUUCUCCUCCAACAUUGCCAAUAUUCCCAGGCAGCUGGUGGAUGAGGUUCUGGAGGAGCAGGGACACAGCGUCCCCCUCCUGGAGAUGUACCCCGUGGUGGGGCAGGACACCCAGGAUAUCGCCUUGGCUGUGGAAGUGGUCAGGUUUUUUUAUGACUUUCUUUGGAGAGACUGGGAUUAUGAAGAAAGAUGUGAGAAUUACACUGCUCUGAUCGAAGAAAGAAUUGAUUUGUGGUGUGAUAUUCAGGACGGGACCAUACCCGUGCUGAUCACACAGCGUUUUAAAAAGACUUCGGAGAAAUACAAGAAUAAGCACGUAGAGCUCAUUGAGUAUCAGAGCAACGUCAAGGAAGACCCCUCCGCGACGAAGGCCGUGGAAUGCUGGAAGAAAUACUACGAGAUCCACAUGCUGUGCGGGUUACUGAAGAUGUGGGAAGACCUUCGACUCCGCGUUCACGGACCUUUCUUUCCAAGAAUUCUGAGGCGGAGGAAGGGAAAACGAGAGUUCGGGAAGACGAUAACGCAUAUUGUGGCCAAAGUGAUGACCACAGAUAUGGUGAAGGACCUGUCUUCAGACACGCUUCUUCAGCAGCACGAUGACCUGAACCUGGUGCUGGACAGCUGCUACAGCGGCGACACGGUGGUCAUCUUCCCCAGAGAGUAUCAAGUGGUCAACCUGGCCCUGCUGACCCACGACAUCGUUAUAAAAGGCGUGGGGAGGAGAGAGAUCGUGAUUACGUCGAAGCCCACGCACGACAGCUUUGUGGUGUCCAGGGCGGAGAAGGUGAAGCUCGAGCGCCUGUCGCUGGUCCAGCAGGGGACGGUGGACGGCAUCGUGGUGGUGGAGGCGGGCCACCUGACGCUGGAGGACUGCGUGCUGCAGUGCCAGGGCAUGGGCGUGUGCGUGCUCACGGGCGCCGCGCUCAGAAUCACGGACAGCGAGAUCUCGGGCACCCAGGGUGCGGGAGUCAAGCUGUACCCGGGAAGCACAGCUGUUCUGGAAAGGAACGAGAUCCAUCACUGCAAUAACCUAAGAAUCACCGACAGCUCAAAGAGCACUGUAGGGGGAGUAAAUAUGAAGGUGCUCCCGGCCCCCAUACUGAAGAUGACCAGUAACCACAUCUACAGCAACGGCUACAGCGUGAGCCUCCUCCAGCCCGCAGAGCAGUUCUUCAUCGUGAUGGAAGAUGACGCCCUGGACAAAGGGGCCGCUCCCGGCGAUAAGACGGACAAGACGAUAAGGAGGUAAGACGCUGCCAAGGUGAUGCAGAACCUGAACCUGGACAUGAACAACAACGAGACCGAGGCCAACCUCAAGGGCGACAUCGGGAGCGCCUCCUGUCUGUACACUUGUUGCAUUAAAAUACACCCGCGUUUGGGCGUCUCUGGGAGCUGACUCGCUUUGCUCCCCAAGGGCCGACGCUUCAGUACCACCUACGUGCACCCAGAGGCGUCUGCUUCCACUUCCGGGAAGAAGUGGGGGGUGGGGUAGGCAUCUUCCUGGAAGUACCACUCAUCAAAAUGGAAGGUGCCCACGCACUGGCCACACCUCACCCCUGGCGGUGCUGGGGAGACCCUCUGGGAUGCCAGGGACCAAACCUGGGUCGGCCGCAUGCCAGGCAAACGCCUGCCUCACACAAGCUCGCUCCUGGGUGAAGUGCGGGCCUCAACCCAGCACAGGGAUGAGAGGAAGCCUAGCAGUCUCUUCUACUCAACUUUCGGGGCCACACCUGGCUGUGCUCAGGGUCACUCCUGGCCCUGCCGGGGCACCAUGUGGGCUGCUGGGACCUGACCCUGGGGAGCCGCGUGCACAGGAGCUGCUGGACCAAACCCAUGACUGUAAAACCGCGCCCAGUACUUUGCCAACUUGGAGACCAAAAACAACGCCCCGUCCAAAAUGAACCCAGGAAUCCUGACUCGUUCUUAGACACUGGCGAGUUUUAUUGAAACAGAAAGAUACCGAUUCAGUAAGAAAAAGGUUUAAAAAAGUUAGUUCUACCGUCUACACUGGAAACAAAAAUCUGAGCAGUUUUGCUUUCAAAGGCAAAGUCGCAUGGUGUAGCCCUAGCUGACAUAUGUGUUCUGGUGGGGGUCCUAGCCAACGGGUAAACUGACUGCAGACACACCGCCACUCCCAGGCGCAUCUUUAGCUGCUGCAGUAGCCCUUGGCAGAGGGAUUUUUAUUUUUGCUUUCUGGGUCCCACAUGGUGCCGCUGAGGGGUUCCUCCUGGCCGUGUACUCGGGAAUCACUCCCGGCGGUGCUCGGGGAGUACGGGACGCCAGGAAUGAUUCUCAGCCCUGUGCAUAGUUUUCAUUUUGAAGCAGAAAGUAAAAUUUUCCUCACAUCUAAGACCAACAGUUACCUACAGGGCCAUUGUCCGGUGUAAUACUUUAUUUCCUACUGUUAGUGAACAAAAGGCGAGAAAGUAUGAAGCUAAUUUUAAAGGCAAAUCUUUACUCCUUAAAAGAAAAAAAUACAAACUGUGGUACUCGA
Molecule: messenger RNA, 3070 nt
Organism: Sorex araneus (European shrew)
Lineage: Eukaryota; Metazoa; Chordata; Mammalia; Eulipotyphla; Soricidae
Gene: SHCBP1L
Product: SHC binding and spindle associated 1 like
Exons: 10
Coding region: 62-1825 (587 amino acids)
Biological process (GO): spermatogenesis; male meiosis cytokinesis
Cellular component (GO): meiotic spindle
Source: RefSeq, a predicted model, not a curated record